CUCAGCUUCCUACUUAGUAUUUUCGUUUUGUUGAUUUUGUUGUAAAUUUCGAGUUGAUUACUUAUUAGAGAGGUUUUUGCAAAUGUUAAUAUGUCCAAGUUUGCUUGGGAACAGAUUUAAGAAAGUUAAAAUGGAGUAGGGCUUGCAAAAAGCCAUUAACUGGCUGUUCCGCGAUGGCUGGAUUUUUGACAGCGAAGUUGCGUCAACUGUCAGAAGGGACCAAAACAUUUACUUCGACAUUUGAGGUUUGUAAAUUAUCCUCUUCUAGCCGGCAGAUGGAGUGGAAGCUGGACAGCAGAAUGGAAUGGCAUGCUAAGUUAAUUUAAAUGUCUUGCUCAAGCAAGUUAAACCAGCAAGGCAAUAUCAAGAUGCUAGAGGCUGUGGGAUCACAGCUCCUGGUGGCAGAUAGCAUUGCAGUUGGACAUCAGACCACGAGGAACACAACACAUUGGGCUUAAUGAGGUUUCCGGAGAGCAGAAUGUCUCUAGAGGCUGCAUUGCCUUGGUCGGACUCUGUCCACUCAUGGCUAGGCCAUCAGCUGGAGCUUCGUGGUAUUGACUCCAUUAUUUAUACUCGGUACGUCAUCACCCUGUUGCAGCAAGAUGUCUCUGAGCUAGAAAACUCGGAAAGAGAAGAUUUAUGGGAGAGAAGAGCUGAAGCCAAACGAAACAAAGACAAAAAAGAAGGGAAAAAGAAAAGCUGCUCUGUUAGUGAAGAGGAUAAAAGGAAAACGGCUGCAGUUGAAUGUUUAUUAUCUGUGUCGGAUGAAGAAAGCGACAUUGAGAAUUUGGUUGACGAGUUGUGUGCUAGACUUAAAGAGACUAGAUGUGAAAGAGAAUACUUUGCUCCCUUAUCCAUCAACGUUAAUGAUGCAACUGAUGACAGAACAGAGAUAGAAAUAGUGGAGUCGCAGGAUCCAGCAGAAAGGUAUUAUGCUGCAUUUCCAGCUCUUCCUGGGGAAGGUUCACCACAGAAUGUGUCACCUUCCUUGACAGAAGACAAUGUCUGGCGGCGAAAUCCUUUUACUGGAACCCUUGCUGGUGAUACUUACGAGAGUAAAGAUAAAAAUGAUGAUGGUGAUGAUAAGAAAUCUCCACCAGCAUUUGAAAAAUAUUCGCAUAAUGUCAAUAAAAAAGUAUCCACCAAUACAAAGCUGCGGGAUGAAAAAGAAAAUCAUCAUCCACAGCCAAAAUUUAAAAAUCAGAGAAAAGCAUCACCUGGUGGAAAUAAGGUGAAGCAAAAUGCAAAGAAAGGAAAUUUUGAAGGAAAGAAUCGAAAAGGUGCUCACUUGUUAAACUGGCAAUUUACUGGUCAAGAUAGCAUUGCAAAGGAAUCAUUUUUGUCUGCUGAACACAAAAGUGAUUCACUAGAUCCAAAGGAAGAACAGUACUGCAACAUGGUAGAGAAUAUGCUAAAAGAAUUACUGCUUGGAGAAAAGGAAAAAUGUCAUUUUUCAAGAAUGGAAAAAUACUUUCCAAGUCCAAACUACAAGUACAGCUCGAUACCUCAGUGGUAUGAAGAAAAUAUUUAUAACAGAGAAUUUUUGGAAAAUGAUGACUGGUAUACCAAGCCACUUGAAAAUAUAUUUGCAACACCUGUAUCGAAGGCUCAGCGUUUAUACAAACGGCAUAGUUACCCUCCAGCUGUAUUUAGUUGUGAUGAGAGAUUGAAUUGGGAAGACCUGUUUCCAGAUCCAGUCUUGUACCUUGAAAAGCCUGAAGAAUCGUAUCAGUGUAACAGUCCUGAUGCUAAUUCCGAAGAUGUAGAGAGCAGUAAAGAUGUCACGAAGUCAGAUGCUGAGAUUGGAUGUACAAUACAAGAUAAUAAGGUAGUUCAUUGUGAAGACCAUCUUGAAGAAGCUUCUCGUGCUGGAUUGGAUGAAGUUCAUCAGCCUGAAGUGGAUGGAUUCUUCACAGGGCAAAAUACUGAUGUUACAAGCACAGUCCAGAGUUUUCCACUAGUUUGUGUUCACUCUGAUAGUGAACCAAACACCAGUGGAAAUCUAGUGGAUGUGGCUGUUGCAGAAAGUGAUGGAAUCGUCUUUAGCAACUUGUCAGCACCGCUGUCAAUAGGAAAGGAAGAAGAUGAAACGGAUGUCAUUGAUGAUUUACUGAAAUCGGUGGAAAAACACUGGGACACUUACACUAUUUCUAAUGAUGCUAGCAGUACUGUUUCCAGUUCUGACAAAGGCUGUUUAAGCGACACUACGGAAGUGUCCCCGUGCAUUACAGAUGUCAGUCAACAGGCCAGUCCGUUUCCAGAUAUGCUACUGCUGCUGAAUUACGGCGAAGACAGCAGGUCUGAGCCAGGGGUUCGCUUGGUUAACUCUGAUGAUGAUGAUAAUAACUUUGCCACUCUGGUCGACUUGCAGAAUGUAUUUGGACCAAAUAGUACAGAGUUCGAAAGCAACAUUCUUGAAGAUGUUCAGUGGGAUAAUACUUCAUCGAGGCAAGACUUGGGGAAAGAAUGGCUUCCUUACAAUAUGCGUAGUUGCAGUUUGUCUCAAGUCUUUGAAGAUGAAGCUGGUGGGGGAGAAGAUUAUUUUAGGAUACAGAGAACACUUGAAUGCUGUUUUCUUGAAAGGAAUGAUCAGUCAGAUAAUAUUUCAGCAGAAAAAUUACCAGGAAAGGAAUUCUUUCCUUUCACAGUGCACACUUGCAGUUCUAGUGAUGAUACAGAUGCAAGUGGAGAAUCCUUUGUUGAUGUUAAAUGUAUGUUGGCUAGCUGCCAGGAAAUGGAUUGCCCACAUUUGAAGGAUGCCUUCUCUGUAUUGUUUAAUUUAGAAAGCGAUGAUGAUGAUAAUGAUGAUACUUUUGUUGAGAACAAGGAUCAGGUGCUAGAACAACUGCCAGCUAUUGGUAGCGGAAGGGAAGGUGAGAUUGACGAAAGUGCCUGUUUUCCAACAGAUCUCUUGAGUUCUUUUGGUCCUGUUGGUGAUUACUCAGGAAAUUCAGAUUGUUUGCUGUUUGGUUUACCUCAACUCGUUGAUACCAGUUAUUUGUUAGAUUUGUUUGGACUGAGUGAAACGGGUCCCAGAGUUUCCCGAUCUCCAGCGUUUUUGUUUCAUCUCACCCCUGUAAACGAAGGCGGUUCCUCGUGCUGGCACAACCGAGUUUUCCUAGAUGAAUUUGAAUGCUCCUUGAGCUUUGAGGAGUUCUGCCAAUCGUCACCUAGGAUGUUUUGGGAUGAUUUAUUGAAGAAUGAAAUGUCAAAUGUGGAGGGCAGAUCGCAGGGACAACAAACUGUGAAACCAUUGUACCAUCUGUGGGAUGUGAACAGCAACAAAAAGGUCCCUCCAAUGUCAGAUACGAGUGAUGUGUGGAACAGCAUCCUCAGUCUGUGUGUUCUCACACCAGAGUACACAGUUGGUGAUGACAUUUUCUCUUCUCAGAGCCACGAAACUGGGGAUUCUGCAGCUUUUGCAAUAGAAGAUUCUGUCUUGGAUCUCCAGUUUCUAGAGGAAUUUGGUGAAAACAAACAUUAUUUAUAUGACAGGAGUUUUUUUGAAGGAAGUCUCCCAAAAUUUUGGCACAAUUCUUGGACAUGUGAAUCAUUUGACUCUGCUUUCGGUAAAAAUUAUGGUUUUGUACCCUCCAAGAACUCUGCUUUUAUGGGUGUUGUACCAAGAGCAUUUCAUCAUGUUCAAAGUGCACCAAACCUGACUUACAGUAGGCUACUCAGUCCACUUAUGGGAACUGAUAAUUUUGAAAAAACGCGUCAACCUCCAUACUCACCAACUGAGCACUUGUACUUUUCAUCAGAAACACAUUUCCGACCCAUUCAAACACCAGUAGGUACUCCAGAUGCAGAAUAUCAACCAAAUGACUUGUUUGGUGGUGCUUCUGCUAGCACAGGUACUCCAUACCAGCAAUACCGAGAUGUUACCGAUGAGCAAGAGAUGAAAUUCAGACCCAAGUUCAAAAUCCUGAAAUACCUUGACAAAUACAUUCAAACUGGAAGCAGUUUAGAUGAAAACAGUGUCCCUGGAUCUGACAUGGUGGUGGUUCUUUGUGCUGCUGAAGCACAGGAAUGUUCAGAAAAUACUUUAGAUUUACCAGCUGUAACACAAGAACAGACCGCCGUGGUCAUAGCUAAAGAGAAAACUGAAGAAGGAUCUGUUACUGAUUUCCUUCAGGAAACUGAAAAUCCCAGUCUUGAGAAAUACAAAGAAGAUAAUGAGUCAGUCUUGUCUGUCCCACCUGGAUUUGAAAAAUUGGCAGCCUCUCAGAGUUUUAUAAUAAAUGACGGUGAAGGGGAUAAAGUGCAACCUGAUGGCAAUAAUAUGAUUGGAACUGAUGGAAUUAUCUUUCAUGAUGCAGUUGUUGGUCCAUUGUCAAACUGGAAAGAAGAUCUUACAGAUUCCUCUGAUACAUGCAGUCCUGAGAACCCAGGUGAAUCAGAGUGUGAAGCAUCACAGGUGAUCUUCGGUGAUAAAUCUGAGCAUAGUGAUGUAUUUACACAGGAUGAGGAAAAUGCAGGGAAACAAGAUCUGUGCUUAUGGGACCUUCCACAACCAAGUGAGGGCGAUAGCAUCUGGAUGCCAUUGCAGUCCACUGUGGAGAAAUCCGAGUCGGUCGAUGUUAAAAUGAGGUCUGAUGUUGGCAAUAUAUGGAAAAGUUCAUAUGAGAUGGAAGAUGAAGCAGGCAGUAUUUGGAAAGUUCCAUCUGAAACAAAGGAUGAAUCAGAUGGCAUUUGGAAUAUGCCAACAUCUGAGAUAGAAAACGAAGCACAAAAUAUUUGGGAUCUCCCUCCACGUGAGGUGGAGAAUGACGCACAAAGUAUUUGGAAAAUUUCCACGUCUGAGACAGACAAUGAAACCACUGUUCAGUGUAUGCCAUUUUUGAAAUGGGCAUUUUCUGUUGAGUCUGAUUAUGAAGUCAACAUUGAAUCCAUUUGGCAACCACCCGGUUCCUGUAAUAGUACGGAUCAUCUUGACUGGGACAACAAAUUGGGCCAAGACAACAUCAUAGCGGUCAGUCACAAUUCUGUGUGGGCAGUGAGAGAGAUGAAAGAUCAAAUUUCUUCUGUUGAAAACACAGCCUUGAAAGAUAUAUGGGCUUCAGAAUCGAGGACAGAGUCCAUUAAACAUCCUUCUGAUAAAGAAGAGUAUGAUCUGCUGACUGCAAAUUACAGUGGUGAACCGUCUUGGAGUGCUGGGUACGAGAAAGCAUAUUCACAUAAUGAGAAAAAUAACUUUUUCUUAGCUCCAGAAAAAGAAGAAAGUCCCAUUGGACAUUGUUUCCAAAGUGAUGAACAAAGCAAUAUGUAUUAUACAGAGGGAGAGCCUGCCAGUCCCUCCAAAACUGUGUGUAAAAUGAGAGAGUUCUGUGAUGACGGAGAAGGUGACAGUGUUAAAACACAUCACUCCAAUGACCUGUACAAUUACUACCUACAGAACUACCCUGAAAUGGAAUCCUUUGUUCUUAGUUCAGAUCUGGAGGAGUGUACAGAGAAACAGGAUUAUGAUUUUGGUAGUCUAGUGCCUAUACCUCAACAAGCUGUUUUCUCCUCUGACUUGGAAAAACAGUGGUUGGACAAAAAAUCGCAUGCUGUGAUAGAUAAUAGAAGACGAUCUCAGAAAAAUAGAAUUUUCAAAGGUGGAAGUAGAAAACCAUGCAGUUUCUUCUUGGAUGGAAACUGCCGCAGGUCAGACUGUAAGUUUUCUCAUGAUAUCUCCAACAUCACAUGUCGCUUCUGGGAGGCUGGCCAGUGUUUUAAGGGCUCUCUUUGUCCUUUUCUCCAUGGUUACCCAAGUGAUGUUUCUUCAUCCUCGCCAGAUGUACAAGUACAGCUAUCGAAAGAGCAAUUCCCUGAACUUGAACGGAGUGCAAAAUGUUUGGUAAAACCACCACAAAGUCAAAAAAUGGCACGGAAGCGACAAGUUCAGAAGGAAUUUCUGAAAAAAGAUCUAACCAUUCGAAAAGAGGGAUCUGCAUCAAAACAUGAAUUGACUGUUGUUGGCUCUGUACACUGAAGCAAGUACGCGAUCUGGAGAUGGUGUUUACAAUCAGUGAGGAUGAUUGAAUAUAAAUACACUUCUGAGAUUAGGUUUUAUCCAAUGGGUAGUUCCGAAAUCAAUUUCUAGUGUGGUUGUCUUAACAACUUGUGUACAUCAAGCUUAUUUAUUUUUUCAUUACCCAUUGUGUGUUGUGAAAUUUCUUCUUCAUUUUUCUUUUUCUUUGUUUGGUUAAUUUUAAACUGUAUGCUAUACCAGGUGUGUGUGUAGGAAUUUAAGCAGAGGGGUAUAAACAGUGGCAAGUGAUGUUUGGAGAGGUGAUAUGAAGUCAUGCUCCCACGGAAAAUACACUUAAGAAAAGAAAUUUUGUUUGAGCACAGGACAGGGGUUUGAUCCCCGAAACCCCCCUGCACAUGCACCUGUAGAGUUCUUUUUUUAUUGAUGACUGCAAGUGGGUUUGUAGCUUUCAUUAGCUGUGGAAUGUCUGUAAGAAUAGUAUCUUAAUUGUUAUGGGUCGACCUGCAAUGUAUAUUUGUAUUAAUGCUUACAUGUAGUAGCUUUCACAUUUUUAACAAAGGUUAUGUACAAUGUUGCCUUUCUUAGUAUAUAAAUAGAAAUGUUAAAUGUUUAGGUUGUGAAUUUACUACAGUUAUCCUCGAGCUGUAUGCAGAUCUAUAUUAAAGUUGUGGCUGUCUCUCAUGUCCCAUUACACUAACUCCUAUAAGUGUGCACAGAAAUCCAUGCUGAUCAAUUAUUGUGAGAUCCUAAGGUCUGGUUAGAGUGCAUCUUAGGGCUAUUAAAAACAUUAAUGAUCAUAUCAAAAGAAUGUAAGACAACAGUUAUGCUUUAAGUUUGGUGAGUAAACAUUAAUGUUUAUUUCUUUUGAAAGUUUUUUUUUUUAUGGGGGGGGUUUUGUGAUUUUUUAGGUUUUGUUUUUUUUGGUUCAUAGUAAUUGAAUUGUCCUCGUAAAAGGAUUAUUUUGGAGUGUAGUCACAUGAGAUAAACAACUAAUAGAUCUGGGCUUCUUGUUGUUUCACUCACGGUAUGGUUAUGGUUGAUGGCAUGUUGUUUAAUUUUUAUUGUGUGUUGUAGCAGGAUUCUGCUCUCAGUGGUCGGCGUUAAGGCGACGCCACAUGUUACAAGAAUAGCUGAUGACAAGACAAACAUUACAAUGUCAUUGGUUGCUAUGCAAUUGGUUAUUCUCGUGACUGUUCUUGUAUGAGGCACUUGUAUUGUGAGUCGCCACCUUUAACCAGCACUGAUGCUACCGAUAGCGCUGCUGACCACUGCUUACAAUAUUGUGUCAGUGUUUUUAAGGCAGGAAUUUUACACUUAGUAUGCUGUUUCCACCAAGUUUUAAGCAGAAUCGUGUUAUGAAUAUUUCUGAAAUCACACUAAUGAAAAUUGUUUAGCACUUGAGGUACAUAGUUUUCAUAUGUUUAGAUUGGCACUGUAAAAAAAAUUCCAGUUUGUCUUUUUGCUUUCCCUAUACCCAAUUUCAAACAUUUAUGAUUGUAGUGGUUUGAUCUUCUUCUAUGUCUUAUUACAUUUUUGUUUAGGUAUGGGUGAGAUAACUUGGAGUUGCAUUGGCCUCCUCACAUGACAAAAUGGUUAACUAAAAUAAUAAUGUAUACAGUGUAUUGAUAGACUGACAAAAUGUGAUUAUUUUCAAUUAUUUCAGAUGAUAAGCAGUGUCAGUGUUGGGAGCCUUAAAACUGGAAAUUACGGUUCUUUCUAGUACGUUUUACUACAUUUUAUGUACUAAAAGGUAGUUAGUGUCAACUUUUUAAUCUUCCCAAAUGCCACUGUUGAAAAAAUAGUUCAUUAUGCAGUGGUGUUAUUAUGCAACUGAACAUGUAAAAAAUACACAUAUACACAAUGCAUGUGCCAAAUUCAGUUCUCUGAUGUGCAUCAAAUGUUUAUAUAAGGUAUCGGAUUCAGUAGAGAUGUUUGAAUAGUAACUACACAAACCACAACAGUUAAUGUGAUAACAAAGCAACUAACAGUACAUUUAAUUAUAAAGUCAUGUCCUACAUUUUCUUGACAAAUUGACAACUUCUGUUUACACAAUGCCCAAUCGUAGACCUAGGAAAAACAAGUUCUACGACACAAACAUAGUCUUAUCACGGAGGUACAUCCAAGUCCUUUCCUGACAGAUGUGAGCAUUCUUAACUAACUAUCUUGUGUAUCUACUCCCUCCCCUCCAAAAAAACCCCACAAAACAAAAACAAAACAACUCCACACACAAUAAAUCCAGUAAAAACAAAGAAUGAAAAAUAAAAAGGUCCGUACUGUCAGAUUGUGUUUUGAAUUUUACUUACUAAGUGGGUAGAGUGCUCACCUGAGGUGCUUUGGUCGCAGAAUUUAACCUCUCAGUGGACCGACCCAUUCUCUGAUAGGGUUUUUUGCUGUUGCAACCAAGUCCUUCUGGGAAAGUGCACAUAAAAGAUCCCUGGCUGCUAAUGAAAAAACGUUGUGGGUUUCCAAUGUUAUGAUUACCAAUUUUUACAUCCAGUAGCUGAUGAUAAAUAAAUCAGUAUACUUUAGACUUUUAACUCUUUAUCUUUAAUUACAAUCUCUCACUUUACAUUUACAGUAAAUAAAUAGGUAAAUGUACAUCGGAGAGAAUAGAGCCAAGUAUAUUUAAAUAAGAACAAAUAGAGCUAAUGAGCCUAAUCUUAAUUAAUAUGUUAUAUACCAUAUUACCUUUGAUAAUGAAAUAUAGUUGGUAUAAUAAUAACAGUAUUAUAAUCUAUUUUAAUAAAUAAUUUCUUCAAUUCAAAUUAAUACCAAGUUCGUACAUUUUUGUUAAUUUAUUAUUGAUUAAUACAUUUACUCAACAUAAAGUUUAUGGAAUUAUAUUUAUAAAAUUGGACAUUAUAUACAAGUGUAUAGAAGCCUUGUAUCUAUUGUUUUUAAGGAAUUCAUAUCUUAUUUAGUGACCUGUAUAUACCAAACUGUUCUAAAUAUGGUUCCAUGAAAUCUAUCUUUUGGGAUUUCAAACCAAGAAAUACAUCUAAUUUAAAAAAUACCAUUAACUAUUAAUUAUGAUUAUUACUAUUACUAUUAUUAAAUAUUAAUUUGGAAAUAUUACAUUUACUAAUCAAAAUAUUUCUUAUUGGAGUCAUAAGAGUAAGUUGAAGGCGACUAAUGACUUAAAAGUUUAUUUUAAUACAAAUGAAGGAAAACCAGUGACUGUUAAAAUGUAAUCUGACACGGAAACAGUACCGUAAUCUGUGUAGGCUUCAUCAGUCAUUAGAUCUUCAUCUUAAAUCACUAUAAAAAGACUUCAUGACACAUGGCAAGAGGUCAUUAUUAACAUUACUUUAUAAAAAAAAACCCCACAAAACGCCAUUCAGGGUAAUUACAAAAUUUGAGUAGUGUAAACCUUUUCAAAACACCCAUUUUAUUGUUACCGUAGUGUACUUGUAUGUGUAUAUUAUAAUGUUGCAUGUAUUUUGAAUGUUGGUAUAUCUGUUGUAUGUGUGUUGUAGCAGUUCACCUAUGAGGUGUGUAUGUAACAUGGAUAUGUGUGUGGUGAUGUUACACAUUUUAUAUGAGAGGCUGUGAGGUAAUACUGGGGAGUCCAUUUCACUUCACUUGACUUUGAUAGAUGUGUUGGGUCGUGUAUUUGCCGUGGCAUAUACCUUCACCAUUAUAGAACUAAUGAUCUAUAUGAAGUGAUAAUACUUAGAUUCAUAGUGCCUAUAACACCUUGAGCUAAUAUUCCUUUUUGGAGAAAUCCCCACUGCUUAAAAUAAUGGUACUUCAUAUUAUAUAUAAUAUAUUUUUAAAAGGAGAUUACAAACGGCUUUCUUGGAAAGCUAUUAAGUGGUCAGUGUGUACACUGAAUUUUGUUCCAGCGCAUUUUAAUUUAUUAAACAAAAAAAACAGUGAAAUAUUUCAGGACCAUGCAUUUAACAUUUCAGAAAUGUUGUGAAGCCUUUGUCCACUGAUGGUGCUUCAAUCCAUCUUUAGCAAGAGAACUGUAUAGUAACCAUUGUUUGGUAUUAAACAGCUAUAUGUCAGUUCACUAGAUCAUCUGGGUGAAAUGCUGCCAUGGUUCUUUUAAAAAAAUAAAAAAAAUAAAGUAAUGUGUGGACCUCCUGUGUAAGUAUUGUGUUCAGCUGUUGUUCUUAGUGUAUAUGGAAUUAUUUUUAACGUAAAAUUAAAUAUUGUUGUGAAACUAAAAUUAAAAACUAGGUCAAGAAGGUCAACAAUAAAACAGACUCAUCGUUUAUUCUUUAAUUAUUAAAAUAAAAAUUGGCUUUGUGAAAAAAUCUUUCACCUUAAAAACUAUUACUUUCUUGCAACUAUCUGGAUUAUUUAGUUACUCGAGACACAUUUUUGUAACAGAUUUGAUGUGUGUAAAAUUGCUACAUAAACUGAGUAUCCAGAUUGGUUCAAAAAUAGUGCACUAAAAUAGUUUAUGCUAUACAUUUUAAAAAUAUUUAGGAUUUAUUUUUGUGAAAGUUUGUAUGGUAGUCUUAUGGAGUUUGUGAUUAUUUAAAUAAAUACAAUAACGGUUUUCCAAUCAUUAUAAACAGCUCUUGCACACACUAUAAGAAAGAAAGAAAAAUGGAACCACCAGAUAUUUGUAUAUAUGGGUUGUAUAUUUGAGGUAACAAGAAUAAAUGAAGCUAAAGUUAUCAGUAUUAUUAUGCACACAAGUGUAUAGAGGAAUUGAGAAUGUUAAAUAUGUUAAAACACAUUCUCAGUUAGAUGACGGCAGAAGCAUCGAAGUGUGUUGUUGCUGGAUUGGACAAACACCAUUACGAUAUACAGUAUUCACUGUAUUGUUUGUAUCUGUAGUCAUCGGGUGAUGAUGCCCUUAUUGUAAGAAAACUGUUAACAGUGUAUGGAUGUCUGAUGCUAAUAUAUAUUGUGGGCUUGUAUUUUAGAGGUUUACGUUUUUAAUCAGCUCUUAAGUUAAUGCAAACCCUCUGAUAAAGACUGUUAUAAUUGAGUUUUUAACAGUGAUAUUAUGGACUACACUUAGAUGUAACUUGUACACAGUGCUAAUUAUAAGUACACUCAGAUGAUAGUAUAGAACAUUAUUUACUGUUUGCAAAGAGAAAUAAGCUCUGGUUUCCUGGGUAGUUUGUAACUAAGACCAGGUAAUUGGUAGUUUACUCUAAGAAAUACUGAGGUAAACAACAAUUGACUGCUUAUAGUAUGAUUGAUUAGACACAGAUUUUAAAGCUUUAAGAAUUACAACAGGUUUCUAAGAUUUAAGAAUUAUUUGCUGUAACAUUCCUAAUAUAUGCAUAUAGUUUAAUAAAAAAUAAUUAAAAUACCUUAUUUUAGUCUCAGCUUGUGUCAAAUAAAUAUAAUCACUAUACUAAAACUUUAAAAAUUAAACCAAUAUGAAAAAACAACAACAUAAAUGACAGCUAGUCUUAUAAAAUUAUAAGAGAUGUUAUAAUAACAGAAAUAAUACUCAUUAGAAAUUAAGAAAUAAAUGAGGGAGAACAUUAUUUAAAGCAAUAUUUGUUCACUCAAGUUAACAAAUAACUAUGGAUAUAUAUUUGAAACUUUAUUGAAGCAGCAUAAAGUUGUGGAAUGGUUUAAGACUUUAUUAUCUAAUUGUGAAAUGUCAGAAUCACACAUAGUCAACAUAUGACUGAUUUCUUGUAAAAUGUUUUGAUUUACAGUCAGAAUUGAGAUUGCAACUUGAAUGUAUACUAGUGGAAAAAAGUAACUGUGUAUGGUUAUCAUGUUGAUAAAAACAUAAUUUCAAGACAUAAAACGAUAAAAUGAUCAUAUAGCAUUAUUUAUUAGGCAAUUAAGCAAAACGUCAAUUCAUUUAAAAUGUCACAGCAUCCGUCAUUUCAUCGGUAUUGGGGAUGAAAGACAUGGGGGGUAAAAAAACAGUUCACAAAGUUAAUAGCGCGUAUGGCCACCGUUUGCGUCGAUGCAGGCCAGGCACCGUCGCCUCACAGAGCCUACCAAAUUGUUGAAGAAUGCCUGGGGAAUGCCGUUCCAGAUCUGUACUAACGUCUGACCAAGCGCUCUCAACGUCAGCGGCUGGUUAGGCAGUGCACGUACACGACGUUGCAUCUCAUCCCAGACGUGCUCGAUUGGUGCAAGAUCGGAUGAGACCGCAGGCCACUGCAACACAUCGAUGUUCUGCUGUGCUAGAAAAUCCAUUACCACCCGGGCGACGUGAGGUCUAGCAUUGUCAUGCUGAAGCGUGAUGUGACGUUGCUGUCCUUGCACAAAUGGGAUGACGUGAGCCUGAAUAAUGUCAUCACGGUAGCGUACAGCGUUCAAAUUGCCAUCGAUGACCACAAGAGGUGUUCAUCCAGUUGACGUGAUGCCACCCCAAACCAUGACACUGCCUCUGCCAAAUGCACAUCGCUCCACAACACAGGCGUCACUAAAACGUUCUCCAACACGACGAUACACUCUUGAACGGCCGUCACUGCUGUCCAAGUGAAACCUGGACUCGUCCGUAAACAGUAUGCCCGCCCAGUCACGGCGAUUAAAGUGCAAGUGUCUUCUACACCAAGCCAAACGUGCUACACGAUGACGUCUUAGCAAAACUGAACGGACAGCCGGGCGUUGCGGACGGAUACCAUGUUCACGUAAUCGAUUCCGUACAGUUCUGGGAUUAAUGGCACGCAAUCCAGGAAUGGUCCGCGCUGUCAGACUUGCCGUUUGGAAUCGAUUCCUGAGGUGCACGAGUCUGAUGUGGUUGUCCUGCUGUCGUGACGUCACACGUGGACGGCCUGCACGUUGUUGGUCUCUGACAUUACCACAAAGCCUCAAUACUGUUUAUGUGUACACCAAAUUGCGUAGCGACAGCGCUAUGGCGCAUACCAGCCUGGAUCAUGCCAAUUGCGCGAAGGCGGUCAUUUUCGUUUAGCCUGGGCAUUGCUCUGCUACAAUUUUCAACAGAAAUAACCUGCUUUUCUGUACCCCCGGUUGGCAUGCAAUGACCCGACAGUUGAAAAGUCGACAAAAACUUGAAAAGUAACAUGUUGGGAGAAAAAAAUGGGAAAAACAUGUUCAUGUCCCAGAAGCAAAACUGCACAUGCAAAUACGGCAUUGACCCAGCUAUUGUGUGGCGGUGCGUUCACUGGUAACAUGUACAAAACAUCAGGCUAAAAUAUUGAGCGGUUUUAUUUUCAUCCGAUUUUUUAGGUUACACAGUUACUUUUUUCCACUAGUAUAUUUAUAUAUUCACUGUUAUUGCCUGCAUAUGAAGAAAAAAGAAAAAGGAAAGAUGUAUAUACCUUGGUAUAUAUAAAUUCAAAAUGUUUUGUCAUAUGAAUACAACUUUAUUUGUUUUAUGCAGGACAAACUAGCAAAGUCCAUAUCCUAGGUCUUUAUCUGUUGACAGAGACAUUGAAAUUCUAAAUAGUUGAGGAAAGUGACCUUGCAUUUUAUGUCCAUGAAUAUUUAAUUUAAACUCCAUAGACGUGACUAGUUCCCUAACAGUUGAUUUCCUGUCAGUUUAUUGAUGAGCACAUUCCAGUAUACAUGAUGUAUGCCUUAUUCAUUCCUGAACAGUUUUCUCAGACCGCUGUAAUUCUUUUCCUUUAUAACAAGUGAGAAAUAUUACCGUGUACAUUAGAGAACCAUAUUUUAUUUAAAACUUUGCUAAUACCAAGGCAUUCACAAAUUCUAGCAUUACUGUAAUUAUCAUUUAUGAUAUAAAACAAAGAUUUUAAAAAAAUAAAAAUUGUAAUGGUAAUACAGUCAUAUUAAAUGACUGAACUGGUUGGAUAUUUGUUGUGCUACAGUGUGUCACUAAAUUUUUAUCCCUAAUUUUUUAAAUACAUUUUUGUAUGACUGAAUGACAGGUCAUACUAUGGAAUUGUAUUGUCCACCUGUCCAUACAUCAGUUCAUCUGUUGACUUUUCUUCUCCAGACCAUAUCUUGUAUACCGAUUUAAUAUUUUUAAAUUUCUUUACAUCUCAAACCGAGAGCUACUUUAAAAAAAAAAAAAAAAAAAAAAAUAAUUAUUAUUGUUAAAACUAGUAGGGAUUGUAUAAAACUAGUAUCCAGACAUCAAAUUUUAAGUAAGUACAUUUGCCAUUUGGCUUGUGAGUUGCAGUUUACAGUAAAUAAAUCUGGAAUGUGAGUUCAGUUAUAAAGAAUUAAAUCUGGAACAUUAUACAUGUGUGAGUGUAUGUUAGUUUCUGUCGAGGACAUAAUCUUAUGUUCUUUGCUUACAAAAUGAGAAUAAAAUGUUUACAAAAAAAUAAAAAAAAUCUCUCGCUCCUUUUUGGUUGUAUAUUCCAAUCUUUUAGUUUUAUUAUCCAUUUCCUGUUACAGUUAUUAUAGUGUUAAGUUUAGUUUUUAUUUGUUUUCUGUUUUCCCUGAAGCUGAUUUUUAGUCAAACUAUUGUCAGAUGUGAUAUGAAUGUUAUGUUAAAUGUUCUGUGAAUGUUACAUGUUUGGUGUUAUGUAAGUGUUUUUUAUUGAGUUAUAUUUGUAUACAUAUUGUGUUGUAAUAUAAAAUGUUCUGUGUUGUUACUGCUGCACAAUAUAAUGUUAAUUUUUAUUUAAUAUUUUUUUUUCUGUGUUUAACAUUUUGUAAUAUGGCACUUCAAAAUAAAUUUAAAAAAUGAAAUAUUUGUUUUUACCCAACCCCACAGCUAUUAUGUAUUUAAAUUAAUUAAUUUUUAGUUAUUAUUUUCUGUCAGUUUAUUUUUAUCUAUUAACAAAUUUGCUCUUAAUGAUUUAUAGUAAUUACAUAGGAAACCAAUUCCUCAUUAUUCAGUUAUUGACAUCACUAAGAACGUUUUAACUAAACGUGUGCUAGUCACAUUGCAGUUGGCUUAUGCUGAUCAUGUGACUGAGUCAGUAAUGUCAGUUACAUGAUAAUAAAAAUAGAGUAUAAAAUUGCACACGAUAAGUCAUUCCAGCCAGAUAAAAUAUCAGUUUUAUUAAGAAAACAAAACAACAUGAAAGUACAUGUAAAAUAGGUAAACCGAUAUUAAUUUUCUAGAAGUAAAUUUUAAGCAAGUUAAAUGUUAAGAAAGUAUUGAUUAUGAGCUACUUUGACCUGGAAUUAUUUUAUUCCAGUAUAAUGCUGUGGAAUUCUAGAUUACAGUAUUUCCCAGUACUUAAUAAUAAUAAAAAUCAGAGUUAUAAUAUCAGUGUUUCUUAGAAAAAGAAAUUUUUGGGUAUGGUACUAUGGAAUUGAAUGCAACCACAAUCAACAGAAAGAAAAUGGGUUACGUUUAGGUUUAGGGUUAAAAAAAAAAGCAUACAGUAAUGAUAAGAAUAACUAAUUUUGUCAAAAGGUUAACUUAAAAAAAUUAAAUAUGCCAAAAAUUUUACCCUUUAGCAGAAACUCUGAAUAUUAUUUGUAUAUCCAGUUUAAUUAAUGUGUUAUUUUAAAUUUUAUAUACCCGGACAUAUUACCAAUAGUACUGAUAAGCAUUUGUGUGUAUUCUGUUAAGUUAUGAACAAGUCUAUCAGUUAAAUUUAUGUCCCAAUCUAACCACAAAUUCUGAUGUUCCGUUCAACAUUUAUCCUAUCUUUACUGUUGAAAGUAACCAACUUACAUUAGGUGUUUGUGUAUACAGAAGGUUUAGGGGUCAAACCAAUAUACUUUCUACUGUAUAUACACCCUCCUUAGAGUUGAUAUAAACAUGUUUAAUAUGCUAAGGGAGACAAACUAGUUGGGUUAAAAAUUACAAAAUCCUAGUCACUUCAAAAUAAUACAUUACAAGAUGUCGACUGUUUUAUUAUUAAUAUACAAGAUAUUUGUAGUUGUACAUGUAGUGUGUAUAUACAUGUAUAGGCCUAUUCAGGCCUAUCUAUACAAAAAUGAUGCACUGCGAAAUAUGCAUUUAAAAAUGUUUUAUUCACCAGCAUUUGUCAUGAUGAAUUUUACUGGUAGAUUGCAGGAAAUAGUUAAUUAUGACCCUGAACCCUGCUAGAUUCUUUUGGGCACUUCAUACGUCGACCUAAAAGUCGGCCCAUCUCAAUAUUCACUUGCUGCUUCUGUGUCUGAAGAAGGUCAAUAUUUGACAAGACAACCCUUGUGUGGCUUUGUGCUUGUGGCACUUGUGGUGUCUGGCUUCACCCAUCACAGUCUAGAUACCUCUGCAUCAUUUUCUGUACAUGCAUCCAGAUGAUUCCUGUGAACACUUUGUAUUUUCACUGUUUGUACCAUGUGUAGUGUGAAAGUAAUAAAGUAAGUAUAUUUACCAUGACAAAAUGAUUGAACUAUGAACAUAUUUAGAAGUUUGGUACUAAUCAUUGCUAACAUUCUGUAGCCAACUCGUACAGUAACUUAUAAAUAGAACGACCGAUAGCACCGCGCUUCACAAUUCAGAGAAAUACCUUUCUAGAAUUAUAAUCCUAAACAACUUGUUUUCUGCCAUGAUUCCGUUGACGACCUUUAUUGCUUGUAGUUCUGUCAUUAUGCAAGUUUAAGCCAAUAUUUGAUGUGUAUUUUCUUGUAUGGAGGUGUAUUUAUGGUCUGAUGUUUUUAGUUGAGUGAAAGGAUGAUGUGUUUGCAUUGAUUUUGAUGUCAUCUGAUGACUUUGUACAGAGAUGUGGCUUUGGAUAUGCUAGCAAUUUCUAUUGAUUAACCACCACAUCUGUAUGUGUAAACCCCACAUUUCCACAUUCAUGCUUUAAUAGUCUUGUAUUUAUUAACUAUUUUUUCUUUAACUUAAUGUUAGUUCUUUGUAAUGCCUUUUCAACAGUACAAUAUUUAAAUUUUCUACUGGAGUAUCAUUAAAGAUUCAUUUAUAUUUUUAAUAAACAUAUUAAUGCACAACUGAUGAUCUUUGGGCUUUGGAGAAAACGUGAUACUUAAAGGUUAACUAUGUAAUAAAGUAAAGUUAAAAGCAGACCCCUUAAAAAUAGUUUUGUCAAGUUGUACGAGAUGGCAGUACACAUGUUUUCAAUUCCAAUACAGGCUAUUUUAAUUUUAUAAAAAUUAUUGAAAAUCCUUUAUUAAAAUUGCUUUAGGGCUAAAAGGAAAAUAAUUACCAUGAGUUAACUCCCAUGGAUAGUGAUUUAAUGUGUGCAGUUUUCCCUGUCUGCAGCAGUGUAGUUUAUGUACUAAAAAUAACCCAGGAUGAUGCCACAUAAUAUUGAUGUCAUCCUUGUUUUUGAAUAAAGUUUGGAACAUUUAGUGUCGGUAUUUUGUAAGAUGUUGUACAGCACUAAUGUAAAAGCAAAAGCAGGAAUUACACUUUUAUCUUAUUAUGGAAAUACAAAGUAUACAGGAAAAUACUGAACACCGUUUGUGCGAUUGUUUUGUCGGUGGUUGCCUGAACUCACAGCAAUGGUUACAUUCUAUUGAUUAAACCAAAACGAUAGCAAACAAUGCCGGUAGUUUGUUACUGCAAUUUUCUACUGAACGUAAGUUGACUGUAAGCUGCAUAUCAUCAAACUUGAUCAAAACUAUUAUUUCAGCUAAUCCUAUAACUUAUGUUUAUUCUUUUUCAGUUUCUGAUAUGACGACCUCGCUAAAAUUUUAUGUUGCUAAUAUGUUACUUACUUGGAAUUUGCUAAAUUUUAAGAUCGCUAAUGUUUUAUGAUUUACAGUAAAUUUUAACUUUAAUAAUUUGAUUAUAAAGUUAACCUUUAAAAAGAUAAACAAUUUUUAAUGUCAUUAUUAUGUGUGAACAAGUUACUAACCAACCACAUUUUAUUGAUCUUACCAGUAUUUGUAGAAUUGGGUUUUAUGUCAUGUAGUCAUAUGUAUAUUAAAUUCCCAAGGUCUUUAAUACUUGGCCUGUCAUUAAUAUGAGGUUCCAUUGUCCAUUUUGGAGUGUUCUGUUGUAAAGCCACUUAGCUGUCGCUUUGUAACUAGGUAGGAUGAACUUGUGUGCAUUGAUUUGUUGUGGUGUUCCAGCUUUGUAUUUAUAAUUAUUCACUGGACUCUUGUCUUGUACAAAUAUAUGACUAAGUAUGUUCAUGAUUUUGACUGAAGGACAUUUUUUUUUAUUGGAGAUUUGAUGUUUGAUCUGUUCUGUGCUUUAGUCAUACAUUUCUAAAAUUUAAAAAACAAAUAUGUUAAUACAAACCUCUCCUUAAGGUCUGUUAGAAGAACCACCUUAUAUUUGCCUCUGUAUCAUCUAAUAUACACCGAAGUCCAUUGAAAACACACCAGUCAAGUUUGUAGGACAUGUAAAAAGGAUAUGACAAGAAAAACAAAUUAUACAUUUAACUGAAUAUAUUCUGUUAGGCAAUAAAUAACCCUAAAAUUCUAUCAAUGUGUGUUUUAUAGCAGAAAUGCAAACCUCACACAUACGAUAGCAAAAAUAACAGAAAAAAUGGGUGAUGUUUUUUCAACAGUGUAUAUUUAAAGACCUUUAGGAAUGGUGCAGAGACAUCCUCUAUGGACUUUAUAAAGGGAAAAAAUAGUAUUAUGACCUCUUACAUUUCUUGUCUAUUGGCAUUCUGAGUGUAUAUAUAUUUUAAUUGUACUUAAUCUAAAGUCUUUUUUACAUAGCUUUUUUUUUUUUUUCGUCCUGUAUCUUUUUCUUUUUUUCUUUUGGUUUAAUGCACACAUUUAUUCUCUUGUAAUAGACAUAAUCUUGUUCCUGAAUUUAUAGUUUAUUUCAUAUUAAAGCGUUAAGUAGAUAAAUUAAAAAGCUAAUAUAUUACAACCUUUUUUGUACUUUUGUUUUCUAGCAUCUUAUCUUAUAUAUAAAGAGAUUUUUAAAAUAUAUAAAUGUUGGUUCAUAUUGAGCAACGUCAGAUGUGAAAUGUGAAUCAUAAAUGUUUAUAGUCUUGUAAUAACAUUUUUGUUUCACUAGUGCAGUUUGUCAUGAAUUCCAACUAUGCACAUACAUGUUUGUAGAGGGUUGUUUCUUUUCUAUAGGUUUGUAAGUAUAAUAUUAUUAUGUCCAAUUUAUACUCAACCAAAAAAGUAUAACAAAUGUUACAACACUUGCGCUAAGAUGAAACAUUGAUUUAUUAUUCAUUUACACAAGUUAAAUUUGUAAUAUCAGUCAUUUAUAUUUAAAUAAAUUUUUGCUGAACUUUUUCAUUGAGUAUAUUUGGACCAGAAGGUAGAAAUGGUAAAAGCAGUUUAUUUAUGAUAUACAAUGAGUUAACAAGACUAAAAUGUUUGGUUCUUAAACGGACCAAUGACAUUAAAUAAAAUUAAUACAGUUUUUGCUAGAAAAUGCUAACUGGUUAAAGCUGGUUAAAUGUUUUGAGUAUUUCACAUUAUAAUUGUAUAAAGCAUAGUAUAAAUACUAAUACUAAUACUAAUUAGUAUUUAAUUAUUCCAUAUCAAAUGUUUGAUUUUUCCAAAUACAUUUACUUUAUUCUAAUGAUUAUAUGACAAAAUAAUCCAUCAAUAAUAUCCAGAUGACAUUUAUUAAUUUUAUAUGUAGAUUUUGUAUUAUGUUUUGUUUUACCGUAUAAGUUAAACCUGUAUUAAAAGAUGUUUCGUGUUGAUUUUGACAAUCAACGGUGGUUUUUAUUAAUGCAUGUUAAUGUAGCUUAAGAUGGCAUUACCAUUGGUCUGUUUUAAUGAUACAAAACUUGACGUCUUUAGAUUAAAUAGGCUUAUUGACAAAUGCACUGCUAUUAAUUAAAUAUAUUGAUUGUAUUUACAUAAGCACCGAGUUCAAUUUUUUUGUUACAGUCACCAAACAACAAGUCAAGUUUUAUUUGAUUGCAUGAGGCAAAUAUGUCUGCACAGCCAAGCAUUCAAGUUGGUGAAACUGGAGACCAUAAACAUGUAAACAAGCAGUUAUCAAAAUUAAAAAAAAAAAAAAUUGCGAUCUUGGCCUUAGUUUAUUUUAGGCUGUUUUUGUAUGCUUCAAAUAAUGAAUGAAUGAUUGUUUAACGACACCCCAGCACAAAAAAUACAUUGGCUGUUGGGGUGUUACACUACGGUAAAUGCUUCAAAUAAUGCUUAAGUGGCUGAUAGCUUCACCCCACGAUAUACAAAGAUAGAAAUAUGCAGGAACCGUAAAGUACAUAAACAUGUACUAUAACUAUACUAUUACUGUAAUUAACAGAAGUUUCCAAACAAAAACAUAACGAGUCACAGAAACGCAAACUGACAAUGAGUUGAGUCUCUAGUGUUUUUCCAGUACCAGAGUUCUGUCUGUGUUGAUGUACUCCAAUUUGAGUGAUUUUGAAAUAAUCUGUUUUUGCUUGGAGCGUAUCGACUGAAACGGAACAUGGUAGUGCCAUUUUGAAUACUGUUUAAUCUAGUGAGAGGCUGCUAAAAGACGAAUCAUCACCAUAUCAAGAUGUAUAUUGUUACUAUGCAUCGUCACAGUACGGCCAGUACAAACUGAUGAGAAAAACAAAAACAUCCUGCAAUGAUCUUUGUACAAUAUCACAACAUGGUCUAAUACCAACUUGGAACCUAUUAUAAAUUGUAGUGCCAAAUUUAUAAAUACAUGUGAAGAAUGAAAUUGUUUAAACAAUUCAGAAAUACAUGUAUGUUCAUGGCAUGCUAUUUGAUAUUUAUUACGCAGUUCCAUGUACUGUACAGAAAACUGAUUUUAUUGUUUAAAAGAGAGCAAUACAAUAUGUGGUAUGAACUAGAUGAAAAAACCUUUACUGUUUAAUCAACUGAUGUAACAAAGUUUAUACACGUGGCACUGUAAAGCCGUGACUGGUUCUCUUGGGUGUAAGAACACUACAGAGAUCUUUGUAUUAUAAUAUAAUUUUCAACCUGAAAGACCAUGUCCAUGUCUACCAUCAGAAAUAAAAUCUGGUAGCAAAAA
This is a messenger RNA of Gigantopelta aegis, 20633 nucleotides long. RefSeq lists its product as uncharacterized. The record is from RefSeq and is a predicted model, not a curated record. Bases 458 to 5974 code for a protein of 1838 amino acids. The transcript is spliced from 9 exons. Gene Ontology annotation, molecular function: metal ion binding. Lineage: Eukaryota; Metazoa; Mollusca; Gastropoda; Neomphalida; Peltospiridae.